AUGUAUCUGCGAUUUUCAACUUGCUUGUUCUAUCUAUUUGACGGAGAAGAAGGGGGUUUUAAUUGCAGGAAAUCAAUGUCACAGAGCUCUCCCGAUGCUAUGGAUGGACCUAGGAAGAAGAGAAACUACUCUAGAAAGGGAUGCAUCCCAUGCAAGCAGAAGAAAUGGAAGUGCGAUGAGCAGAAACCCAGCUGUCUUAAUUGUCUGAAAAAUAACAGAGAGUGUUCUUAUCGCCAAAUACUCAAAUUUGACGACAACCGAUCCUUCACCUUGAAAGGCUCUAGGCUUGCCAAUUUCAAGAACGUUCACGUUGUAGAAAAAAGUGUGAAAUCAGAACUUGGUAAAAAGCAAGACGGGCAACAUAAGUUUUCAAAAUUAAACGUUAUACCUGUCUCCAAACCUUCGGACGACCCGUUUAACUAUAAAAUUCCACGUGUGGUUCAGAACAGUGACGAUGUGGAUGAAAACAUAAUCAACCCACUUGAGUUUUUCAGCAGUACCAAUACAGAUGUUGGUCCGGAUAAAGUGCAACCCUCAGUGGCCCAAAUGGACAGGUCUCCGGGCAUUAUCUCACAAUCAGAUAUGGAAAAUACUUUAUUCGAUGGAGCAUCCAAUCUAAUUACAGACCUGAACGGUCUUAUCAAUUCCUUUCAAAUGGAUUUUAGCAGUCUGGAUUUUGAGAACCAAUUCAAGCACUAUUCAGGAGUAGAUAUUGAAAAGAAACAACAACAACAACAACAACAAGAUAAUAGCUCAAAUUUCCACCAGACAUUCACACCAUCACUUUCCCAAAUUAGGUUUGAAGGUAUAUCUCCAACAAACUAUUCUGUCGAAUCUUUAGAAACGAAUUACUCGAGAGUUACAUCAGCUAACUCUCUAGCAUCACAGAAUAACCUGAUACCCGAUGUCCAUACAAGUUCACAAACUAUACGUCAAAUAUCAGCGGGAAAGACGGAUGAAAAAAUACACGACGUUGAAGGAGGUCUCUUGGAAGCUAUGGGGAAAGGUGGACGUGAAGACAGCAACGAGAGUGGUAGAGUGAAUGUGGAAAAAGAAGAUGAUGAAGAAGAAGAAGAAGAUGAUGAUGAUGAUCAAUACUCUUCAAACACACCUUAUAUUGAAACACUUACAAAAUCGCUAGAGGAUUACGGGACGCCGAAACAUAUACCAGAAAUCGAGUCACCGGCAGAUUCACCUUUGGGGUAUAACACUCUUGUUUCAAACUAUUCAUUAAAAUCUGGCCUAGCGAGGUUGAAUGUAGAUCAUUUAAAAGCCUUCCCUCCUCCAAACAAAGAUAUUUUGAAGCCUUUUGAUUAUAUCGAAAUUAUGAAUAAAACACUAACAGAUGCUGAUAUCGAAUUUAUUGCAAAUUUUUUUAGUUGGUCCUUGGAUUCUGUACAUACCGAAUAUCUGAAGGUUUUCAUCACACAUAUUCACCUCAACAUUAUACCCUUUUCUACUAACUAUACACAAAAUGCAUAUGUGAAGAUCUUUUUACAACAAGCAAAGCAGUCACCACAUCUACUCUUUGCAAUUUUGGCUAUUGCUGCACGGUACGAAGUUUACCAAAUUGAACAGCACCCUGAGAUCCAUCAGUAUGAGGAAAAACUCAACUACCAUAGAACUUAUCGGACAUAUUACAUAUCUUCUUGUCUGAAGGCAUUAGAAUCAAUUCUACAUUCAAGGCAAACAACAUUAGACAACAUAGAAUCUUUGUUGUUGACCAUCCAAGUGCUUGCCUCAGACUUUUCUGGUCAUAAAGGCUCUCAAUGGAGAACCCAUUUGCAUGGAGCUAAAGACUUAUUGAUAAAAUAUUGUCGCUACCGACCUUUAUCUCUUGAACUCACAAUAGUAUGGCUUUGGUUCCAUUCCAUGGAAGUAUUGGCAGCACUAACGUCGCCAUAUGGGGGAACUGUCCAUGAUUUUGAUGAGCUUGAUGAAUUCUUGUCGGUUUUAUGUCCUCAGAUGCCGCAGUAUAUGAAAGAUUUAGGUCGUGCUCAUGAGAUAUUCAGAGGUGAGAGUAAGCUCUUGAAACCCGGGAAAUUAACUUAUGCGUUGCGUUAUAUGGGUAUACUGGUUGACAGCAACAAAAACUCAGUCGACUCAAGGUUCAAUAUGUAUUUGGGCUAUGAUGAAACGUUACUCGAGGCUUUUAAUGCACUAAUUUAUGCAAUUGAGUGCAUUAGAGGAAGAGAAUCAGAAGCCAAACUAUCAGACACUUUCCAGAGAUAUGAGGGUAAAAUAAUGAAUGUGUCAGGGAAGUCUCUAAACUCUGAUUUUCUGCUGUCCCUGUUUAGUUUAAUAAAGAAGGCACGGAACUUUCAGUAUAUAAACAAUCAACCUCCGUAUAUUGUUCCUUUAGGCAUGGGUUCUCAUCCUUUUGAAAUAAUGAAAGAUCUCGAGGAUAAUGGAGAAAACGCCAACUCAAGACUGAAAGAUGUUUUGAUAUCAACCUACAUUCAUCCUUGUAAAGCACACAGAUCAAACGAUGAAACUGUUGAUGGUGGAGUGAAAAUGAGAGGCAGAAGCACCCAACAUCCAACUGAGUUGAGAAAAGAAGUUUUUUUCUCUUGGAUUGACCUUGCUCAGCAGCUAAAUACUGAUGCUGCAUUCUUAAGAUUGUUAACACUACAUAAAGGGAUUUGUGAAUAUGGAAUGAGUAUUAAAUCAUCUUUGGUGCAAGAAGUGGUCGGUAGAAUGAUUAUGGGACUAUACGGCCUGGUUAGGUUUAAGGAAGACGUUGCAGAAGAUAUAGACAGUGAUAGUAAGCUGAAAGAAUUAAAUGAUAGAUACCAAAUCAGAGAAUACAAGCAAGACAACGAACUUAAUGAAAAAUCCUUAAAGGGCCUCGCAGAUUGGCCGAGUUUUCAGUUUGAUAAAUACCUAAAUUAUCAGUUUGACAAUCGAUUGGUUAUGGUCCAAUGGCCACUAUAUGUUUGUGGUUUGUGUUGUAUAGAACCAAAGCAAAAGAUCAUCAUUGAAUGUUGUUUUGAUGGAUUAGUGGGUUUAGGAGUUGGAAGUGCCGAAUUGAGUUUUAAAAAGUUGAGAAAGAUUUGGAAACUGCAGAAUCUGGGUAAGUUUGACUUUGAACGAUAUAACCUCUUUGCGUACGGAUUUGACGAUGACGAGGAAGAUGAUUAUGUUCCAUUUAUGUGA
Messenger RNA from Pichia kudriavzevii, 3156 nucleotides. RefSeq lists its product as uncharacterized. Gene Ontology annotation, biological process: positive regulation of transcription by RNA polymerase II. Gene Ontology annotation, molecular function: transcription cis-regulatory region binding; zinc ion binding; DNA-binding transcription factor activity, RNA polymerase II-specific. The coding region runs from base 1 to 3156 and encodes 1051 amino acids. The transcript has a single exon. The record is from RefSeq and is a predicted model, not a curated record. Gene Ontology annotation, cellular component: nucleus. Lineage: Eukaryota; Fungi; Ascomycota; Pichiomycetes; Pichiales; Pichiaceae.